Phytomonas sp. EM1 is the source of this 1513-nucleotide messenger RNA. The record is from the annotation of a GenBank genome assembly. NCBI's taxonomy places the organism in Eukaryota, Euglenozoa, Kinetoplastea, Trypanosomatida, Trypanosomatidae.
UAGGUAGAGCAACAACAACAAAAGGAGCACGGGCCUAUAGGAUAUUUUCACAUUUUUGAAAAACUCUGUUCUACUCAAAUCGUGGCGAAAUUAAUUUCCAUUUACAGGUAUAUAGAUAUAAAAUUAUUACGUAUUACCGUUAAGUUCAGAAAGGUUGAAUCCAAAAAUGUUCCCCUCUAAUGUCGACGAUCUUGCUGCUGCCCUCUUCUAUGGGGGCGUGCCUGAGGGGGUUCUCAACGAAAACGCUGGGAAGAGGAUGAAAAGAUUAAACACGUAUCAAACUAUUUCUGUGUCCUUAGAAAACUUGUACAAUGGAUGUACACUUCCAGUAAAUCUUACACGCUAUGUCUUAUGCACAAACUGCGCGGGACGUGGAACGCGGAAAAAAAAUAAGUCGAUGUUGCGAUGCAUGCGCUGCGGCGGCGCAGGGUCUAGGAUUGAGGUUCAACAGAUGGGCAUGAUGAUUCAGCAAGUUGAGGCAACUUGCAAUGUCUGCAAUGGAACCGGUACGCGCAUUGAUCCAGCUGCCUGCUGCCGUACUUGCCACGGAAACAAGGUUGUUGAAAUAAAGGACUCCAUCGUAGUUGAGAUUCAUCCAGGGACACGUCACGAGGAUUACAUAUAUUUACAAAAAAUGGGGAAUGAGUACCCAGGUUAUGCUUCUGCGGGUGACCUCAUCAUUCAGGUGUCGCAGGAGCCGCAUCCAUUUUUUGAGCGGUCUCAAAACGACUUGCAUAUGAAGCGCGAAAUCUCACUUGCAGAGGCUUUAUGUGGGACCAGGUUUAAAGUUGUUCAUUUGGACGGCCGGGAGCUCAUAGUUACGCGAAAGCGUGGGGAGAUUACCUAUCCAGGGGAACAAAAAUGUGUGCGUGGUGAGGGCAUGCCGAUUCGUGAUACUAGUAAGUUUGGCGAUCUGUAUAUUGAGUUUAUUGUGAACUAUCCUGAACAUAUUGAUGAUAAUCAGAUUAGACUCCUCAGUGCGGCUUUUACAGAGCCUGGGCGGCAUCCUGUGUGUGAACAAAAAAAUGGGGAAUCCAACGAUGUGGAGGAAUACUACGCUUCCCGCGAAGAUAUAGAGAUCCUGAAGAAAGAGAUUAGGCUCGAUGAAAUGAGUGAAGAAGACGAUGACGAAGGUGAUAUUGUGGGUUGUCAGACGCAAUGAUCACAACACCAGAAGAACUAUGUACCCAUUAUAUCGUUGUUUGAGAGUUCUUAGAGGGGUGCUUUAUCUUCAAUUUCUGUUUUCUUUGUUCUUUGGUUUCUAACCCAAUAAUCGAGGAAAGCACUCAUGUGUCUUUGGCCCAAUAAAGUGCAUUAUGAAGCUAUCUGGGAAGGGAGCUUAGUCCUUUCUCCUUUCUUGAAUUUUUCAUUCCAGCGACAAUGGUGGUGAGGCUGCCCACCUUGUUCUGUAGCAAAUCGAAAGGUUAUUGCUUUUUUGUUGUUUUAAUGCCUUUAAAGGAUCACUAAUACGUACUUUUUUAUAAUCAGCACCCUUCCAAAGAGUGCUCAGCUU